ACCUAGAUUGGAAGGCGCUGGGCUGGGAGCUCGAGAUCUGGGAGCGCGAGAGCUGGAUCUAGGCACAGGCAAGGCGCGCAAGCUGCAUGAAUCGAUUCUAGGGCUCUAGGGGGAGGAAAGGCGCGCAAAGAUGCCAGUGGCGGUGAGCGGCGCGUCGUCUUGUAGGGAUAGAACGUCGGAAUUCCAGGCGAUUGCCGAGAGAUUGAAACGGUCGCCGGCAUUCUCCGCGGCGAAUGGCUCCAUGGAGGGAUCAUCAUCGGCGAGAGCAGGAGGGCCUCUACAGCAGCAUCAAUCCAGCGGAUCCUUGCACUCGGAGUUUAAUCGCCGGGCCUCGCAGAUAGGGCUUAGCAUCCACCAAACAUCUAACAAGCUCCACAAGCUCACCCAAUUGGCGAAGAAGACGUCCAUUUUUGACGACCCAGCAGUCGAGAUCCAAGAGCUCACUGCUGUGAUCAGGCAAGAUAUCCAGGCAUUGAACAGCGCGAUCGAGGAUCUCCAGCGUGUUUGCGACGCUCGUAACGAGAUCAAUCGAAACAAGCAUAGCAGCGAUCACUCCACCACCGUCGUAGGAAAUCUCAAAACAAGGCUCAUGGACACAACCAAAGAAUUCAAGGAUGUCUUGACGUUGCGAAGCGAGAGUCUCAAAGUUCACGAAGAACGUAUGAAGAUCUACUCGACCUCGGCCGAGAAAGGAACAAGGCGCUUUGGCAAACAAGUUCCAGUGAACGGAGCCACAACGAGGGAGCUCUUCAAUUCAAGAGGUGUGACUGAUGGAAUGCCAAAGGCAACUCAUCUAAGGAGGCGGCCGGGUGGUGCUGAGAGCUCGACGUCUCAAGCCUCGAGUAGCAGCAUCUCCUCCUCGCAGUCUCAAACUCAAACGCAACAGCUCGUUCCAACUCAAGAUCACUACUUGCACAGCCGAGCCGAGGCGCUGCGAAACGUGGAGUCGACCAUUGCGGAGCUGGGAAACAUUUUCUCGCAGCUGGCGACGAUGGUUGCGGAGCAAGGCGAAGUUGCGAUCAGGAUCGAUGAAAACAUGGAUGAUACGCUAUCGAAUGUGGAUGCCGCGCAAGGCCAGCUUCUCAAGUACCUUAAUGGCAUCUCCUCCAACCGUUGGCUCAUCGUCAAGAUCUUCUUCGUGCUCCUGGUAUUCCUCUUGGUCUUCGUCUUCUUUGUAGCAUAACGAUCCAUCGAAGGCCUUGCAGAGCAUCCGUUUAAACGAGAGAAUCGAAAGAAAAAAUAAAACAUCCCCGUGUAUACUUCUAAGAUGUGUAGAUCUAGGCCGAAAUUUCCGAGAGCUUCUUCGCUAUCGAUCUUGCGAUUGUUUUGAGAAAGAAGAAAAUCUCUAUGGUCUUUACUUUGA
Molecule: messenger RNA, 1363 nt
Organism: Selaginella moellendorffii
Lineage: Eukaryota; Viridiplantae; Streptophyta; Lycopodiopsida; Selaginellales; Selaginellaceae
Product: syntaxin-32
Exons: 6
Coding region: 131-1183 (350 amino acids)
Biological process (GO): intracellular protein transport; endoplasmic reticulum to Golgi vesicle-mediated transport; vesicle fusion
Cellular component (GO): SNARE complex; endomembrane system; Golgi membrane
Molecular function (GO): SNARE binding; SNAP receptor activity
Source: RefSeq, a predicted model, not a curated record